Molecule: messenger RNA, 3386 nt
Organism: Austrofundulus limnaeus
Lineage: Eukaryota; Metazoa; Chordata; Actinopteri; Cyprinodontiformes; Rivulidae
Exons: 23
Coding region: 1-2958 (985 amino acids)
Biological process (GO): proteolysis; monoatomic ion transport
Cellular component (GO): membrane
Molecular function (GO): extracellular ligand-gated monoatomic ion channel activity; signaling receptor binding; endopeptidase activity
Source: RefSeq, a predicted model, not a curated record
AUGAAUAAAUACGAGGACUGUUAUUACUGCAGCGGAGAGGACUACAGAGGACAACAUAGCACCACUGAAGGAGGUUUCACCUGCCAGCGCUGGGACUCACAGAGACCUCACAGGCACAGACACGUUCCCGCGAGUUAUCCACAACAUGAUCUCACGGAGAACUACUGCAGAAACCCAAGAGGAGAUUCCCGACCGUGGUGCUACUCGACCCACCGGUCCAGAACAUGGGAAUAUUGCUCCGUACCUCGCUGCAAAGCAGAACCCACCCCCAUCGACCCUGAGGUGGACUGCAUCACUGACAGAGGUAAAAGGUACCGCGGCACCAUCUCUGUAACCUGGUCCGGUAAAACGUGCCAGAGGUGGUCGGCGCAGACGCCACAGUAUCAUGAAAACUACACUCCAGAAAAGAUGCCCUGUGGGGAUUUAAGAGAAAACUACUGCAGAAACCCUGAUAACGACACAAAGCCCUGGUGUUACACCACCGACCCAAAUACGUUCUGGGAGUACUGCAAUGUGCCGAUCUGUGAAGACUCAGAGCCUAACUGCACUGAGCAGGAUGUGUUAAACUUCUUGAACCUGACCAGCAACAACGAUCGGUUCACCAUGGGUCGUCCUGUGAAACAUCACAAGUUCUCCGUCAAAGUAUACCUCGAAAUGGAGAUCAUUGCUGUCCUAGAUGUGAGCUGCACCAUCACCUUCAAGUCCCAAUCCUAUGACGAUAAUGAGCUACAGAUUGCUGAUCGCAAAAAAACAAAUGAGACUGAAAAUCAGUUCCAGACCCAAGAUGAGUGGGUGUUGAAGAACUUCACGUGGAACAAAGGAACUGCUGAAAAUAUCACAAUGCAGAGGUGGUCCGCUCUCUACAUCGCCAACUUCCUGUUUCCCGUCCUCUUCUUCUUGAGUCUGGACUUGGCCUCCUUCCUGAUUUCAGACACUGGAGGACAGAAGCUCGGCUUCAAGAUCACUGUGCUGCUCGCCGUCACGGUGAUGCAGCUUCUUCUCAACGAAAUUCUGCCCGGCUCAUCCGACAAGAUCCCUCUCAUAGCCAUCUUCUGCAUUGGGAUUUUCACACUGAUGCUGCUCAGCGUGCUGGAGACCAUUCUGGUGAUGAAUCUGAUCGACAGAGACGCCUCAUCACAAGAGGAGACGGAACAAAAUAUGAAGAAGAAACGAGUUUCUGCAGAGGACUGUUUGCCCUGCGAUGAUGUCUACAGAGGACGUCGCAACACUACUAGAAAUGGUUACACCUGUCAGCGCUGGGAUUCCCAGGAACCUCACAGUCAUAAUUACACUCCUUCUGCCUAUCCACAUCAUCAUCUUGAGGAGAACUAUUGUAGAAACCCAGACGGAAGACGCCUACCAUGGUGUUACACGACCAACUCGUCUGAAGUGUUGGAUUAUUGCCUCAUACCCUCCUGCAAAUCAAACUCUCCCACCGUCAGAUAUGAUGACCACUGCACGACCGGCCGAGGUGAAGGCUACCGCGGCACCAUUUCUGUGACCUGGUCAGGUAAAACAUGCAGGAUGUGGUCGGCCAUGGGUGGCUUCAAAGAUGCUUACCCCUGCAAAGGUUUAGAUGAAAACUACUGCAGAAACCCUGAUAACGACACAAAGCCCUGGUGUUUCACCACUGAUUCGAGUUGGGCGUACUGCACUGUGCCCAACUGUGAGGACGAUUUCGAACCUAACUGCACUGAACAAGAUUUGUUAAACUCCCUGAACCUGAACAACAAAGAUCUGCUCAUCAUGGGCCGUCCUGUGAGCCAUCACAAAAAGCCCGUUAAAGUGCAUCUGAAAAUGGAGAUCUACGCUGUCCUGGAUGUGAGUGAGAUUGAGCAAACUGUGUAUCUACACAUCUGGACCCAAACGGGUUGGAAUAAUCACCAUAUUAAAUGGAAUGAAAGUGAAUUUUGUAACCUUUCCAGAGUAAAUGUUCCAGCUCAGUCUUUGUGGAAACCAGACAUCAUCAUUGCAGAGCAAAUAGAGAGGAGUAAAAACUCUCCAAGUCCUUACGUUACAAUUCUGUCCCACGGUGCGGUCAGCUGGCUGAACGAGGAGGUGGUCGUCGCCAACUGUAAGAUGCGUGUUUACAGAUUCCCCUUUGACAUCCAGAGCUGCGACAUCACCUUCAAGUCCCAAUCCUACGACGAUGAUCAGUUAAUGAUCGCUGAUGUCAAAGACCGCAAUAAGAAUGAGUCUGAAUGGACUGAAAGGUCAGUUCUGAAUGAAAGCUCGGUUCAGACACAACAUGAGUGGAUAUUUAAGAAAAUGACGGUCCGCAAAGGAACUACUGAACAUUCGAGGAAACAAACACUUGUUUUCACUAUCACAAUGCAGAGGUGGUCCGCUCUCUACAUCGCCAACUUCCUGAUGCCCCUCCUCUUCUUCUUGAGUCUGGACUUGGCCUCCUUCCUGAUUUCAGACACCGGAGGAGAGAAGCUCGGCUUCAAGAUCACUGUGCUGCUCGCCGUCACGGUGAUGCAGCUUCUUCUCAACGAAAUUCUGCCCGGAUCAUCCGACAAGAUCCCUCUCAUCGCCAUCUUCUGCGUUGGGAUUUUCACACUGAUGCUGCUCAGCGUGCUGGAGACCAUUCUGGUGAUGAAUCUGAUCGACAGAGACGCUUCAUCACAAGAGAAGGAGACGGAACAAAGCAUGAAGAAGAAACGAGGAACCAAACUGUGCUGCUUCAGUUCAUCCAACUAUGAUGAUUCAGCUGAAGGAACACCGUUUGUGUUCAGUAAGCUCUUCAGAGACCAACAAACCGACGAGUCCAUCAAUCUGAAAAUGGUCUUAGAAGAGCUGAAAGAAGUUCUCCUCAACCACAGGAAGGACGAGGAGAAGGAAGGCUACUGGACCAAAACGGCUAAAAGGAUCGACAAGAUUUUCACGAUGCUUUAUUUUCCAGCCGUCGUUCUGUUUUUACUCACCAUGUUUUCAUUGUGGUCCGGUAAUGAUUAACUUUUACCUCUGACUCGCAUCACAACUAAAGCCUCAACUUUUAGUGCAAACAGCUGUCAGACCUUUUUAUUUAUUUCAAAACUUUCUACUUUAAUGUUUAUGCAGUUGUCCUGGUGAAGAAUCUACUUUGUGGAGUUAGAAAGUUGAUUUCUUUGACUUGGAGCUCAGAUAUUUCAACUUCUCAGUAUAAAUGGAUGCAGCGAGAAAAAUUAUUUAAUAAUACUUGAGGUUAUGUUUUAAACUUACUUGUUACACUUCAUGGAUAUUAACCUCGUCUGCUUUGCUGAUAAACUGAUAAAAAACAUGAUGUAAUACUUGUGUUUUGAACAGUUUGUAUUGAAACGAUUGUGUUGUGAGAUUCCUACAAAUUCCCUUGUUUCCUCAGAUAUUAAGACAGACUCUACAGCCCAAAGAUAAAUGUGGACCAA